CCCGAACCUCUGAACCCAACCCAGUCCCCGGGAUCCUCAGCCCCACCCCACUGCAGGGGAGGAUGGGUGAUGGACCUGUGAGUCUCCCUGGCCUCUCUCCUUCCAUCUCUCUCAUCCUCUCAUGGAGCCUCCUUCUGACACCUCCAGCUCCCACUGGAACACCUCCACCUCUCUCUCCGGACCUCCAGGGCCAUGGCUCCCAGCCCUCCCAGUCUCGCUGCACCCCAACGUGAGCUUUCCCGAGGGCAUCGGCGCCGGCGGAGACCCCCUGUCCUUGACCCACUCCCUUGCCCUGUGUGCCAUGCUCCUCAUGGACCUCCUGGCCGUUGUAGGCAACCUAGCUGUCAUGGCCGUCAUCACCAAGACGCUGCAGCUGAGGAAGUUCGCCUUCGUGUUCCACCUGUGUCUGGUCGACCUGCUGGCGGCUCUGGUUCUGAUGCCUCUGGGGAUGCUGUCGGACCGGAUCUGGUUGCAAGAUGAGGCGCUCUGCCAGAGCUACCUCUGCCUAAGUGUGGGGCUGGUCAGCGCCGCCAUUUUGUCUAUCUCAGCCAUCAACGUGGAGAGGUAUUACUACAUCAUUCACCCGAUGCGCCAUGAGGUGAAAAUGACAGUAAGGGUGGUUGUGGCGGUGUUAGUCGGGAUCUGGGUCAACGCUAUUGUGAUGUCAGCUCUGCCUCUACUGGGUUGGUUCCCCCAGGGAAACCAGGGGGUAGGGGUCGGGCUCGGAGGGGGACUAGGGAGUCCCAUGAUCCCGGGUCCUCCAAGCCAGAGACGUUGCUCCCUACACUGGACCGGAGGAGGAGGGACCACAUGGUUCAUCUUCAUGGUCUUCUUCACUUUUGUCUACUUCCUGUGUCCAGUACUGAUCAUCCUGGUUGUGUACUGUAACAUGUUUAAAGUAGCCAGGGUGGCAGCCAUGCAGCAUGGCCCCUUACCUACCUGGAUGGACACACCUGGGCCCCGCCCUCAACGCUCCGAGUCCCUCAGCAGCCACUCCACCAUGGCUGUCAGCUCGGGGGGCCCUGGGGGCUCAUGUCCUCCACUCCGCACCCCCAGUCAGAGGACCUUCAACGGGGGUAAAGCUGCGGCAGUCCUGGUGGCGGUUGGAGGCCAGUUCCUAUGCUGCUGGCUACCUUACUUCUCCUUCCACCUGUACUCCGCCCUGGUCUCCACCUCCCCGACCUCCCUGGCUUCGGCCCAGCUGGAGGAAGUCGUGACCUGGAUUGGUUACUUCUGCUUCACCUCCAACCCUUUCUUCUACGGCUGUCUGAACCGGCAGAUCCGCACAGAGCUGGGCCGAAGCCUGGCCUAUCUCUUUAAGUGGGCGGGGCCGGGCGACGGGGAUCAGCUGACCAGCCGAGAGGCCUCCAUCGAGGAGAACUUCCUCCAGUUCCUCCAGGGGACAGAGUGCAAUCUGGAGCCCUGCGGAUCCCAGGCACACAGCAGGGCCAGCAGGACUGAGGAGAAGGCGGGGGAGAGGGGCCGUCUUGGAGAUGGACCUCGUCAGGACAACACGCCGGGCCAGGAACACACGCCUGUUGACUUCCACAUCCCUGGACAGAUUAUCGAGGAGACCUCGGGAGUCCUUGGAGCGGCAGCAUCUGAAUCUGAACAAUGACAUCAACCUGGUCGGAAAACUGCUGCAGGGUGAACAGGACAGUGCUGGACAGUGCCUGAGCUGUGGUACUGGACGGUCAUGUGUACAGUAGGCCUGUUUUUUUGGACCAGGCGUCAGAGGUGGAAACACCAAAGCCUUAGUCUGUAGGCCAAGCACCUGUGUAAAGUCCUAUGGUGGAAACGGCAGGUAGAUGACAUGUUAUUUAGAACGUCCGGGUAUUCUAUUCGAUGCUGUACUUGAUGAUUUUGUGUCCACGUUUGCUACAGUUGGAUUAUGGGACAUUAUGUGUACCCAGUGAGUGAGACGUUGCUUUUAAGCUACAGCUACAGUGAAGAAUUCAGGCUAUUAUUAUGUCCUUUACGGGAGAUGAAGCAGAUGUUAUAUAGCGGGUGUAGCGAAAUACUUGUAAGGAGGUAUGAUGCAGGGUUGGUGGAAAUUCCAUUUUAAUACAGUAAACUCAGGAAAUAAACUGAAAAUUCCAAUUCCAAUCAUCCUCAAUGCUUUUCUAUUAGGUUUACAUCCUAAACUGACCCCAACCCUGGUAUGAUGACGUCGGUACCCGUUUUCCAUUAAGACCAAAACCCCUUCCAUCAAAUAUACACUGCCAGUCUAUCUACCUCCCGUGUUUCCUGACAAUCAAUGUGUCUUUUCCUACAGAGGUAUCUUCUGGUUUGGGAGAGAAC
Molecule: messenger RNA, 2301 nt
Organism: Coregonus clupeaformis (lake whitefish)
Lineage: Eukaryota; Metazoa; Chordata; Actinopteri; Salmoniformes; Salmonidae
Product: G-protein coupled receptor 61-like
Exons: 2
Coding region: 122-1618 (498 amino acids)
Biological process (GO): G protein-coupled receptor signaling pathway
Cellular component (GO): endosome; plasma membrane; signaling receptor complex
Molecular function (GO): G protein-coupled receptor activity
Source: RefSeq, a predicted model, not a curated record